AUGAUAAGUAAUACAAAACUUAGAUUGUGUCCUAAAUUAACGGACAAUCAUUUGGAUUUGAGAAAUUCGUCAUUAAAAAUGCGUGUUCGGCUGGCUGUACAGAUAUUACAAGAAUCAUUGUUAUGGUUAAAUAAUUGGGAACUAAAAGUUGAAACUGGAGAAGUGCAACAAGAUCAAUUCUUAUCAGACAAUACCGCAGAAGGAUUAAGAGUCACUUUAAACUCAACUAUUGAAAUUAUAAAAUACUUGAUCGAAGAGUUUAACUUUAGUUAUAUACUAACAGGAAAAAUUACACAAGAUAAUUUAGAA
Diuraphis noxia (Russian wheat aphid) is the source of this 309-nucleotide messenger RNA. RefSeq lists its product as uncharacterized. The record is from RefSeq and is a predicted model, not a curated record. Lineage: Eukaryota; Metazoa; Arthropoda; Insecta; Hemiptera; Aphididae.